AUGGAAUGUCAUGACGCCUCACGCGUUCCUAAAUACAUGCAAUACCUGGAGGAUCAGAGGCAAAUCCUAAAAGAUGCCCAAUCUCGCAGGGGCCAGCCAGUCGAACUGACAAAGUCCCGCGAGGAGAUAAUAAACCAGUUUAUUCAUCGCUACUUGGCGGAGACUACCACACCGGUGGACAAGAAUGCAAUUCGCACCUCUUUUGUCCCUCCUGCAUACCCACCUUCCAUUGCGGCUUUGGGAGAAUUGAAGAAGAUCCCCAUCAAGGAUCUUACCAUCGAGACUCAUCAUCGUGGCUCCUACAUCCUCUUGAGAGCAGUUACCCCUGCGUUUAGGAAGACAGGAAUCGUGACCGUGGUGGAAGAUGAGGAAGGAGACGUUCUUGCCUUGCAACUGUAUAACCAGGAUAGGGACCUCAUCACCGAUGGGCGGCUCGUUGAUGGAACAAUCAUGCUUAUAAAAGAGCCAUAUCUUAAAGUAAUGGGCGAUGGAGACUGUGGGUUGCGAGUCGACCACCUAUCUGAUAUCAGGUUCAUCCUUGAGGAUGAUUCUAUGGUGCCCUCAAUCUGGAGAGACGAGUCAGAAGUUGAUCGUUCUGCCAACUCUUGGAAAACAAUGGGAAAUGACUUCUACAACGAUAAGGACUUUCGACUUGCUAUAAACUGUUAUUCCAAAGCUCUAAAUCGUUCCACUACUGCAAAAGAAGAACUUACCAUAAGGCUCAACCGUGCUCAGGCAUUCCUCAAAACCCAUCAGUUCGACGCGGCUCUGCGUGAUGUUGAACGCAUUCUAUUCAAUGAUAGAUCUGCUGAGAAAGCACUGUUCCGUAAAGCCCAAGCCCUUUACUAUCUUCAGAGAUUUCAAGAGUGCUGUGAUGUUUACGUAGACCUGUGCAAGGCCUAUCCAGACAACGCCACCGCUAAGAGCGAGUUUGCGCGUGCUGCAGCGCGACUGGCAGAGCAGCAGACUGGCAAGUAUCCAUUCAAAGAAAUGCAGGAUGAGGCAACAAAACUUAAACCCCCACAUUUGGACCACGCAACGUAUGUCGGCCCUGUUGAGGUGAGGCCCUCUACCCAUGGACGUGGUUUGUUCACAACACAGGCGGUCCGUGCCGGUGACCUACUUCUUUGUGAAAAAGCCUUUGCGUAUGCUUUCCAUGAAGAGGGUGAUAUGACCAACGUUUCGAUAUUGGUGUACGCCGAUACAGACAGUAUGAAAGUAGGUACCCAAGCCGAACUGAAUAGUCUCAUCGUACGAAAGCUGCACAACAACCCAUCGUUAAUUCCGACAUUUAAUGAUCUAUACCAUGGCUCAUAUAUGUCUGUGGGUGUCUCUGAGGUCGACGGUUCACCCGUCGUUGAUACUUAUCUGGCUGAGCGAGUAAUGUCACUCAAUGGUUUCGGCUGCUCGGUCACCUCACGUACAGCACACAUAUGCAGGAUUAAUGCCGACAACGGGGAUCUUGAUACUGAUAAUGAACGCUUUGAUUCCAGUGGAAUCUGGCGUCUCGCAUCUUACGUAAAUCACUGCUGUUAUCCGAAUACAUACCGUGCAUUCAUCGGAGAUAUGAUGGUACUCCGCGCUACACAGGAUCUUCCCGCAAACACAGAGCUCAAAUUCUGGUAUCGAACACCCGUGGAUGACGGUACUGCAGAGAACGUAUACCAGAAAUAUUGGGGAUUCCAGUGUGACUGCGCAAUUUGUCAUGAUGUGCGCAAAACAGGGGAAGCUGGUUUGGCGAAGCGACGAGAACUCAUGGCUGCUUCGGACUCGUCCAUGAAUUACAUAGCAAACGCCUACAAAUCCUCAUUCAGUCUCCAGGAGCAGACUGCUGCAAUUAACAUGACAGAAGCUGCCAUUGCUAUGAUUGAGCAAACGUAUCGGCGAUCACCCUUGGAAGUGCCCCGUCUUGGGAUCUGUAAAACAGGGUUGUUUUUGGCAGAGGUGCAUGCCACCCACGGUCGUUGGCGGAAAGCUAUUGGAUAUGCUAUCAGAACGCUGCAAUCCCUCGGCUACGUGAUCGAAGGCUGGCAAAUUCCGUAUAAAAAAGGUAGGCAGUUGCGCGUCACACGAUGGGGACUGGCAAUGGACGUCCUUGUUCGGUGUUGGAUGAUCCUUUGCUGCACGUAUGGCGAGGUGGCACCUGAGCUUGCUGACCACGCUGAAUACUACGCUAGGAUGACGUACAAAAUCUGCAUUGGUGAGGAUGAGACAUUUGGGGAUACCUAUAAUCGGUACUGCGGCCGAGUCGAUGGAAUGGUCGUGCACAGUAGUUGA
Aspergillus luchuensis is the source of this 2277-nucleotide messenger RNA. RefSeq names its product TPR domain protein. The record is from RefSeq and is a predicted model, not a curated record. NCBI's taxonomy places the organism in Eukaryota, Fungi, Ascomycota, Eurotiomycetes, Eurotiales, Aspergillaceae. The transcript is spliced from 3 exons. Bases 1 to 2277 code for a protein of 758 amino acids. Gene Ontology annotation, molecular function: protein binding.